UGGCGGCCCGCCGGCCUGAGGAGAAGGCUUAGGGCUGGCGUUCAGGCCCCGGUUCGGGCGUGGUGAGAACUGCGCCUCGGGAGCGGCCAGUCUCGCUGUUUGGGGUUGCAGAGAGGCUGUGGUCUCGGUAUCGGCCCCUGGUGAGGUCGAGCAGUUCCUCACAGCAGCGUUCCUCGUUCCACUUUUCGCUGUGUCAAUACCGGAUCUGUUAGACUGAAUGAAGUGGGGAAAAAAAUGUUAUUAUCACAGCUGACUUCCCAGCUGCUGAAGGCUUCACGAGUUGCAAGGCACUUUCUGCCGAGGUCAGUGUCUUCCUUUCUUUGCUGUCAUUCUACAUCUGUGAACUAUUGCACACAGCCACCUAAUAAGAAUGGAGCCCAGCCUCAGCGGUGGCACGUGCUGGAGCCUGAACUGGAAGAGAUGUUGGUCCCCAGAAAGCUUUCCAUCAGCCCCUUAGAAAGCUGGCUGACAGUCACAUACUCCCUUCCUAAAGCAGAGGUCAGUAGUGCUCAGGAAGAAGAGGGCUCUGGGCCUUUCCAGAGAUAUGACUGUCCUCCAUCUGAUGAAGGAGUUGAUGUGGAAGAAGGGGAAGGAACGCCAACCAAUACACUGCAGUGUAAGAACGUGUUGAAGAUCCGCAGACGGAAAAUGAAUCGACACAAAUACAAAAAGCUGCUAAAGAGAAGGAAGUUUGUGAGAAGGAGGAUAAAGGAGGGGCGCAAGAAGAAACGGCAGGUAAAAUUUGAGAAAGAUCUGGAGCGCAUCUGGAAAAGAGCUGGUUUGAAAAAGCCUCCUGCAGGAUGGCAAACACCCAAGAUAUUUCUGAAAAGUUCCAAGCAGUAGAAAUACUUGUAACAAGUUUUCACGUGUAAUUGUAAUUAAAAGAAAUAUUUAAGUACGCAGAUUUCUCUUAACCUUUUUCCUUGUGUGAUAAGAUUUGGAAGUCACUUUCAGUCUCGAUGAGCUCUGAUGGGGUGGACUGGCUUCUGAGAAAGGGGAAAGUGAGUUCCCAUGGGCUCUUGAUCCUGCAGUGUACAGAAAAGCUGAUCUGAAAAUGUGUUUACUUUUACUGACUGGCUGCAGGAAGAUUGACUCAACUGAAACAGAAGAAAAAAUGUUGUGUGGAACUCAUUGCUACAAGGUACAGUUUAAUUUCAGUGCUGGAAGGACAGGUGACUCCAGGCAUCAUAUAGGAAGGUUCCUGGGGCUUCCUGCUGUUGUCGCUAGAUGGCAGUCAAUUCAAAGCUUCUGAAACGUGGCAGUGAAUGAAAAGUUGGCAGCUGGCUGGAUCUGCAUGUAGGUAUUGUAAGGAAAGGGGGGCACUCGUGUCACACAUGGUUAAAAAUUGAUUAUUCUUGGUGGAGAACUACCAACUUGCUGAGAACUAUAUUGGAGUCGUGUAGAGACAGGUGGGUAGCACAUUUAAUAGAUCUGAGCCAUAUGUUAACAGUAGGCAGUUUUUCUCAGGGAACUAAAAAGGCAUUCCUUCUUUGUGCUUUAAAUAUGCUGCAGAUGCUUUUUAUUGAGACCAGUAGGACUGGAUGAGCACAGCUGGAAUAAGAUGGCCUUUCUCAUUCACUGCUGCUACCUUCUCUUAUUUAUUUUAAUACUGGGAUAGUAAUUAGAAAAGAGAAUUACUGAAAUAGUAAUAAUUGCAAGUUAACUUUUGUGCUAUGACAGUGAUUAUACUAGGGCACUUAUGUGGUAAAUUGCAAGUCUCCACUAAGUAAAGUAGCUUGUUAAAUGCUAUGCUGUCUGAGUAGUCGUCCUGUCCUCCAAAUGACAGUCUGUGAAAUGCAGUCAUUACUUCUACAUCUAUUAGACAUAAUUAAGCAACCAGGUGUUGAUGGAACUAUUGUGUGAUUUACAAAAUUGUCUGACUUCUACCUGUGGAAGUUACUAUCAGUAUUAAUCAUACAAAUGCUGCAUUCCUUUUUGCAGUAGUGUAUCAAAGCACAUCUCAGGAUUUGUGCUUUCUUUACAUGGCAGGUGCUGCAAAGACCCCAUCUUUGUGGCAUGAAUCAGGUAACAUGCACCAGAAUUAUAUUAAGUUGCUUGAACUUUUUUGACCACAGGAUGCAAUUUUCAGCUCACUUCUAACAGAAGGAAGCUGUACCAUUCUUCUGUAGGAGGAGCACUAGUGCAUAGUAUACUACUCACAGAGUUUUGUUGUGAGUUGCUGUUCUGUCCCAAAAUUUGUGUGUGCCAGUGUACCUGCACAGUUACCAAAUGCGUGCAUACAUGUGUGUGUGGCUGCAGUAGAAAAAAGGCUGAAACAGGAAAGGUUUGGCUUUAAGGCUCUUCCAUCUCCUUGUUAUUCUGCUGCUCUGUGUUGCAGAGAUUGGAGAUAUCCAGCGGGGAUGGAGAUUUCAUAUUUGAGACUGUAUGACAGCUCUUUGUCUGGAAAGAUCCUUCAAAAUUGGAAUAUGAAACCAAUUAUGCUCACACCCCCUAAAUCUUGGAUUGUGUAGACUUGAGUACAGACAGCGAACUCAGUUAGCAGAGGAGAAAACCCAGUUUGGUAGUUUUGUCAGUUUGUGCUGACAUGAGUUGGCUCUAAAACAACUGAUUUCAGAAGGGCUGAAAGUUCUGAAAUUGAUUUCUCUAAACCAAAGCAUCGCAUUGAAAAUGGAAGCAGUGAUGUUCUCCCUUUUGGAAAGGUCAGACCCAGUAACAUGAUGACUGCAGGCUUCCAAUGAAUGUGUGACAGAAAUACCAUCUCCUUGUAGUACAAGAAAAUAAUGAUUGCUGGCAAACUUGAGAUUUUAGUUGUCUCCAUGAUCUCAGUAGUGAUGUUUCUCACUGGGGUAGGAAUUAGAUGCAUUUUAAGGCGUAUGCUCUGGUAAAAAAAAAAAAAAGUGCAUUGCUCAGUGGUAUCUGUAUGAAUUCCUGAAGUUUUUUCCUUGUUUCUGGACAUAAAAGGAUUUUUGAAUAUGUCAUGACUCUGGGAAGCUCAGGUUCUUUUUGUAUCUGUAUUGCAGGUGGUGUUUUUCUUUCUUCCAUUUGUAGUCUCAGGAGUGGCUUAUGAGCAGGAGCUGCUAGCCCAGUGUUUCUGGGUAUGUGGUGUACAAAACACCUUUCAGAGAGUGAUUGGACUCUGCUCCUGCUGUUACCUAACCGGCUGAGAUUGCUUGGUAAUUCCUGAGCAGAAACAAGGAACCUUUACUGUGGUGAGCUAAAGCUAGCAUUAAAGGGGCACUGUUACAACGUUACCCAGCGUAAAUCGAUGUAUGUAUUUUGGCUUCUUUAACUGACCCUGUUCUUUUCAAAGUACAAAGCCAGCUCUGCUUUGGUGGAUGUAAACCCCAGUCCCUGUCUUCCAGAGGUAAUACACUACCCUUGUCUACAGUAGCUCAGAAUCUGGUUGAAGUGAUCUUACUGAUCUUGCAAACAGCACCUGUGGAUAAAUGAAAUUACAUCUUUACAUCAUUCAUGCUGUUCUGCUGCUGGCAUUUCUGUUCAGACUGUGAAAACAUCCUGGUUUGGGUUUGCUGGGGCUGAGUCUGGUCAGUUCCUCUCCAAAAAUAACAGCAUUCUGUACUUUACCUGAAGCCUUUCACUUUGCAGAGCUUAAAUGGUUCUGAAGAGUAGAUUUUGCUGUCUGCUGGUGUAGGAAAAAAAGGAUUCAAUAUCUGUAGCUCCUGCAGACAUCUGGGCUAGUUCUAAGCAGUGUGCUGGCUUAACUGUGGAGGUAUCUAUUCUUGCUUGCCUUUCCCUGUAAGAUGGGAAGAGAACUGAAACAAGGAGUUCUGUGAGUCAUAGAAUUUAAGAACAUCUGAUACUCCACUUCUUUUAAUUCCCUGAAAUAAGACUGAGUUCUGUAGUCAUGAUCACUGCAUGGUCAUCAAUGCAUAGAGUCAUAGAAUCAUUAAGGUUGGAAAAAAACUCUAACAUAAUGAAGUCCAAAUGUAAAUCCAUCCCCACCAUGCCCCUCAGUGCCAAAGCUGCCCUUUCUUGAACCCCUCCAGGGAUCUGGGACUCCACGACUUUCCUGGACAUCUUCAUUGUGAUGUGUUUCUAAAUCCCACAAAACUGGUAAGAACUAUAAAAUUAUAAGACUUCUUCACUGCUCUCAAACAUAGCCAGAACAGGGGGUACAAAGUAACAGGAAGAAGGUUGAAUGGACAAUUGGGAUUGUGUAUCUAUAUGUCCCUUGUUUUCUUAGGAAAUGUGGUUAAAAUCUUGUUUACAGUAAAAGCAUAGUAUUAAAUAUUGGUUAAAAAUAAUUGAUUGUUGUUUUUACACUUGUCCAAUAAGCAGGAUGUGGUGCAGGUCAGGGAGGUGCUGUGCUGAAGGAGUUUCAUUGCCUUUGGUGUGAUUAGGUCUGAAGAAGACUAGAUGCUUUGGGAACCUCUUAGCAGCUGCCAGCACUGUGUCACAGCUGCUGCAGAGUGAUUGGUUUCAGACAAGGAUGUUGAGUCCCACAUCAGGAGUUGGCAUACCAGGUGAAAAAACUGAUAGCUUGGAAAUUGUCAGGUUUAUUUUAAAAGAACUGACAAUUCAUAGCAGGAAAUAGUCAAAUAUGAAAAUAAGCAGUUAUGGAGGAACGUGCCAAAAUAAAAGGUAGUAAAAGUGGCUAGAACAGUUAAAGUCAGCAGUGUAACUAUGCGUAAAUGGCACUGUGUUACUCACCAGCACUUUCCCCUAGGUGCUUUUGAGUCAGAGCUGUUUCCUCUUGUGACCAAAGGGUUUGCUGCUCUCAGCUCUGAGGCAGCUGGCUACUCUUCGUGGAGCAGCCUGCUGGAGGCUGCCCAGCAGCAGAAUCACCAGGCAUGGCCUGAAGUCAAAAUCUAUGAUUGGUCACCUGGACCUGGUAGGCCUUGGCUUGGCUUCCCUCAUUCUUAUUGUUUCAGUUACUGUACUGUCUUUUCUGUUGUUUUUCUUAGGUCUGAAUGAGCAUCCUCCAGAGAACUGUCAAUGCUUAAUUUUACUGGCUUAUGAUGUGGAAGAAUGACAUGUAUUAACAGCAUCCUGCCAUCUGUAAGAAAUUGUGCUAUAGGCCCAUCAGAAGGUAGGGCAGAGAGAAACGUGUCCUACUUCUGAUAACAUCACAUGUUCCUUGGGGAAAGGAAGAGUGUUGUUGCCCUCGGGAAGGCAGGAAAGCCUUUCUCUCACAAGUACUUUAUGCAAAAACCUGGGACUGUGAAAAGGAAACAAGCAGAAAAGCCCCAUGUCAUUAUUUCUGCCUUGGGUGCAGUACUAUCUCUGUGA
Molecule: messenger RNA, 5211 nt
Organism: Phasianus colchicus (ring-necked pheasant)
Lineage: Eukaryota; Metazoa; Chordata; Aves; Galliformes; Phasianidae
Gene: AURKAIP1
Product: aurora kinase A interacting protein 1
Cellular component (GO): mitochondrion
Source: RefSeq, a predicted model, not a curated record